Emiliania huxleyi CCMP1516 is the source of this 910-nucleotide messenger RNA. RefSeq lists its product as hypothetical. The transcript has a single exon. The coding region runs from base 27 to 647 and encodes 206 amino acids. The record is from RefSeq and is a predicted model, not a curated record. Lineage: Eukaryota; Haptophyta; Isochrysidales; Noelaerhabdaceae.
AAGAAUUUUCGUGCCAUCAUUCGACCAUGCUGAGUCGCUUGGCGACCUCCCACUCGCGGCGCGCAGACUCCGCCGAAACAUCUGGGGAGGUGGGCGGCUGGACGGUCGUCAUCGCUGACGGGCACGCGGUGCUGCCCAACGGCAUGAAACACCUGCCGGACAAGGGUCAAGGCGUUCAGCAAUGUACUGCGCUCGUCUCUGUCGCCUGUCCACGCAGCCUCAUUUCCAUUGGUGACAAUGCUUUUGGUGGCUGCACCUCGCUAACCUCCAUCGCCCUCCCCACCGGCCUCACGCGUAUCGGCGAUUUUGCCUUCGGCAAGUGCUCCCUAACCUGCAUCGGCUUCCCUGCCCACCUCGCCUUCAUUGGCAACGGCGCCUUCUUCCGCUGCCGCGCCCUCACCUCAGUGACCCUCCCCGCCGGCCUCACCUCCAUUGGCGCGCGCGCCUUUUACGGCUGCUCCUCUCUCACCGCCGUCAAACUCCCCGCUGGAAUCGCCUCCAUUGGCGUGGCAGCAUUCUACCGCUCCUCCCUGCCCCGCGUCAUCGUGCCAACCACCGCCGAGAUCGCCGACGACGCCUUUCCCUCCUCCGUCACCACACCGUCCUCCGUCGCACGCCCGCAAAGAUGCGCUGGUACGAGGCGGUGAGUGCGGCUCUCGCCUACAAGCGCUGCCGCCCCGGCCUGAUCCUGUGGCUGGAGCGGGCCAACAUCAGGCUCUCGGCUCUUACGGCCAGGACGGCGCGGCGCGCAAGCGCGACCGCGAGGAGUUCGAAGGCGACUUUGGGCAGCCGUGCGCAUCUCCAGUGCUUGACACGAAAGGCAGCCGCGCCGCUCCAGGCAAGACGUGUAUUGCCCGCGGCGCGCGAGACCGUGCUGAGCCCUGGUCUGACAGUAGUCGGCCGACAACAG